CAGCAACGACGCCAGUCUCUUUCACAGCAAGACCAGGGGAAGGCGUCAACACACUCUAAUCCAUCAGACAACUCUUCUUCCCUCCUGCCAUCAUCAUCCGCUCGCGACGAAACCCAACAACCCUUGCUCCAACCUCGAACCCCGACGUCAGCUCCAGCGCCUAGAGCCGCCUCCAUCACCAUGGCGCUCGACAAUUACUACCACAAUAAGAUCGAGGCUAUGAAGCUGGAGAUCCUCAAGGGCCAGGCUGUUCUGCGCCGUCUUGAAGCCCAGAGGAAUGAUUACAACUCGAGGGUGCGGCUGCUUCGAGAAGAGCUGGGCCUGCUGCAGCAGCCAGGUUCCUACGUUGGCGAGGUCGUGAAGGUCAUGAGCACCAUGAAGGUCCUGGUUAAGGUCCAUCCAGAGGGGAAAUAUGUUGUCGACGUCUCGGAUUCCGUCGACAUCACUUCCUACAGGCUCGAGAA
Cryphonectria parasitica EP155 is the source of this 464-nucleotide messenger RNA. RefSeq lists its product as uncharacterized. The record is from RefSeq and is a predicted model, not a curated record. The annotation marks the transcript as partial. The transcript is spliced from 3 exons. NCBI's taxonomy places the organism in Eukaryota, Fungi, Ascomycota, Sordariomycetes, Diaporthales, Cryphonectriaceae.